Messenger RNA from Suhomyces tanzawaensis NRRL Y-17324, 1236 nucleotides. It is a transcript of the gene CMK1, whose product is annotated as protein kinase. Lineage: Eukaryota; Fungi; Ascomycota; Pichiomycetes; Serinales; Debaryomycetaceae. The coding region runs from base 1 to 1236 and encodes 411 amino acids. Gene Ontology annotation, molecular function: ATP binding; calmodulin binding; calcium/calmodulin-dependent protein kinase activity. Gene Ontology annotation, biological process: protein phosphorylation; cellular response to oxidative stress. The record is from RefSeq and is a predicted model, not a curated record. The transcript is spliced from 2 exons.
AUGUCUCCAUCACCCGUUUGGGCUCCAUUUGAGCCUCGCCUGUCAAAUUCCGAGACUUCGUCGCUCUACGUGCUUUCCAAGAGCAAGCUUGGAGAAGGCUCAUAUUCCACGGUGUUCGAGUGCAAGAGCACCGUCACAGGACUGCAUUAUGCUACCAAAAUGUACUCAAAGAAGCUCGUGUAUGGCCUCGAAUCAGCCAUCCAAAACGAGUUCGAAAUCCUCAAAAAAAUCUCAAUGAACCACCCCAACAUUCUCACGUUGGUGGAUCACUUCAAUAGCAAGGACCUGAUCUACCUUGUCACGGAUUUAGCCGCCGGUGGAGAGCUUUUUGAGCGAAUCACCAGUCCUCCCAACUACAAGUUGACUGAGGGCCAGGCCAGGGAUAUCACCAAGACCUUGGUCAACACCGUGGAAUACCUCCACUCCAACCACAUCGUGCAUCGUGAUCUUAAGGCGGAAAACCUCCUUUUCCACUCCAAAUCCUCGUUUGAAAUUUUGGUUGCUGACUUCGGAUUGGCCAAAGUCCUUGAACCUGGCCAGAAACUCCAUGAUGUCACAGGCACCCUCAGCUACAUGGCUCCCGAGAUGUUUGACCGCAAGAAGGGUCACGAUUUCAGCGUAGACAUAUGGGCUAUAGGAGUCAUAGCAUAUUUUAUGUUGUGUGGGUACAUGCCGUUUGAUUGCGAAACAGACAGCGAGACCAGAGAAGCAAUCGCUAACGCAGACUACCCGUACGAGCCUGCCGAGUAUUGGGACCAUAUCUCUCCUGAUGCCAAGCUGUUCAUCGACUCGUGCUUGCAGAUAAAUAACAGGCCAGGUGCCAGAGAAUUAAUGGCACAUUCAUGGAUCGCAACAGACUGUCAGGCACAGAAGAGCUCCUUUAACAACCUUGUCAAGUUGCGGGAAUCGGUGAUGCUCCUCCACCAGAAACAAGGAUCGGAAACUAUCUCGCUGCCAAAUGCUUAUCUGCUGGGAAUUCUGCCUGUUGGGUCGUACAACAACCUCUCGAUGUUCAAGCUAACUCAACUUGAAAAGGGUAGAAAAAAUUCUCUUGCUGAGGGUGCUACAUUACAAGGAGCGAUGUGCCGGUCUCCAGAACAGGUAUCGCGCUUCAAUACGCCUACUGGCUCGGCUGCAGUCUCUCGCCAGCACUCGCUUGAGAAGAUUGCUGCUGGAAGAAGAGCCGUGGGUAUGGUUGCUUCUCGAAGCGAGGAACCACCUAAAUUUUUCCUUUGA